Trichoderma citrinoviride is the source of this 753-nucleotide messenger RNA. RefSeq names its product acyl-CoA N-acyltransferase. Bases 4 to 753 code for a protein of 249 amino acids. The transcript has 2 exons. The record is from RefSeq and is a predicted model, not a curated record. Gene Ontology annotation, molecular function: acyltransferase activity, transferring groups other than amino-acyl groups. NCBI's taxonomy places the organism in Eukaryota, Fungi, Ascomycota, Sordariomycetes, Hypocreales, Hypocreaceae.
AUCAUGCACUCCCUCCGCCUGCGCCCCGCCCGCGACGAGGACGUCCCCGCCAUGGCCGCCCUCGAGGUCGCCGCCUUCCUCGACAGCCCCAUGCACAAGGCCAUGUUCCCGAAGCGGCUGCGCAUCAAGCCGGGCGUGCAGGACCAGCUCGAGUGGAACGUGGCGCGCAUGCGCAGGGGGCUCGCGGACCCGAACCUGCAUUAUCUUGUCGUGCUGACGGACGCGCCGGGCAGGGGGGAGAUUAUCAUCGGCUGCGCGGAGUGGUCUGCGCCGGCGCCUGCGCACGAUAGGCAUGGAGACGACGGGGAGGAGGACGAGGAGGAGAAGGCGAGGGAUCUGGAGCUGCGGAUGGCCAGGCUGCCUCCCUUUCUGGACAAGAGCGCGCUGCUGGACGCCAACGACGAGGUGAUGGAGCUGAUUGCAAAGUCCAAGGACGCCUUCCGGGGACAGAACCGGCACCGGAUGUGGACGCUCAACUCCAUCUCCGUGGACGGCGACUACCGCGGCAUCGGCGUGGGGAAGAUGCUCACGCGCUGGGGCAUGGAGCGCGCGGACAGGGACCGGACGGGCAUCUGGAUCAUCUCGUCGCCGCUGGGCCUGCAGCUGUACAAGUCGUUGGGGUUCACGCAGGUCGCGGAGGGGUCGAGGCUGGGGGAGCCGCAGUAUCUCAUGCUCAAGUUUUAUGAGCCGGGGCCGGGGGAGCGGGAUGAGAAGGAGAGUGAGAUUGGGAAUGGGAAUGGGAACAGGUUUUGA